Messenger RNA from Schistosoma haematobium, 4074 nucleotides. Its product is annotated as 1,3-beta-glucanosyltransferase, variant 2. Gene Ontology annotation, cellular component: actin filament. Gene Ontology annotation, biological process: actin crosslink formation. The coding region runs from base 169 to 2991 and encodes 940 amino acids. Gene Ontology annotation, molecular function: cytoskeletal adaptor activity; microtubule binding; actin filament binding. The record is from RefSeq and is a predicted model, not a curated record. The transcript is spliced from 7 exons. Lineage: Eukaryota; Metazoa; Platyhelminthes; Trematoda; Strigeidida; Schistosomatidae.
UCUUCAUCGACUGAGAUGGUUGGGCCACGUGUUACGUAUGCCUGAACACCGAUUACCACGACGUGCAAUGCUAACCGGCGUUCGGGAUGGUUUAAAGAAAGUGAGGGGCGGCCAAACCAAAAUGUGGCAUCAGUGCUUAAAGUCACUAACUUCUGUAUUUAUUUAUCCAUGAUUAAGACAGCUCAUAGCGUUUCCAAUCUACGCUCUAAUUUGGAAUUAAGUCCAUGUGUGAUUAAACGUACACAAAGUUCUCAUUUCGUGCAGAUACUUGACGAAUCUAUGUGUGUUGUUCGUGAAGAUCUUACGGAAUGGUUACAACAUUAUUUAUUUUCAACGGCUAACGCAUGUCCCAUAGAAGCACAUUAUCUACUUUGUCGUUUAGCAUCAGGUCUGUGGCUUUCUAGACUAGCUUAUAAACUACAUUAUUCGAUUUUGGAAUCAGGUUAUCAAAUUGCAUUAAAAUCAAAAUCAACACAUAAUAAUAACAAUAAUAAUAAUGGUCGUUCAUAUGAAUUUCUGAGAGGUGCAGUGUCCAAUCGUGACUUGAAAAAUCUUACUCCAGUUUCAUUACCAUCAUUUCCCUCCACAUUAACCGAUUGUGCUAAACUACCACUUGGUCCGUCAGAUCUCUGUUCCUUUUCAUCACAACCUUCUACUCAUAAACGUAAUUCAAAUAUGUCAAAUUGUGAUAUGGAUUUUCCUAAAGAAAAUAUCUCAAUAAAAUCUCGAGUUGCUGAUCGUUGGAUAGCUCGUGAUAAUGUUAGUGCGUUUAUUAAAUGGUGCAAAGAUCUGGGUGUACCAGAAACAAUAUUGUUUGAAACAAAUGGAUUAAUGAAUAAAACCGAAGAGAAAAAUGUUUUGCUUACUCUAAUGGAGGUUGCACGUAUUGCAAGUCGUUACGGUCUCACUGAUCUACCGUACUUAGUUCGUAUGGAACGUGAAAUUGAUGAAUUGGAAGCAAAACAUUCACAAGAUCAAAGUGAAAUAAAUCGUUUAUACCAUGGUAGUAAUAAUAAUAAUACAAAUCAUUUUACUACUCAUGCAGUGAUUAAUUUGGAAAGAAUUGAUAAUGAAAAAAUGGAUAAUUGUAGAUCUACUUCUAACUUAGAAAUAACUGUAAAUAAACGAAAAGCAAAAUCUCAGAAAUCUUCUAACUUCAAUACAAUUUCUGAUGAUAAUCACACGAAUAAAAAUUCUAAUAAUUUUAAUACAGUUCUAAUUGAUUCACAUUCUGAAAGUCAAUUUAUGAACAAUGGGAAUGGUGAUAAUUCUGUACAAACAUCUACUGAUAAUCAAGAUAUUUCUUGUGGUUGUAAUGUAUCAUUGUUAUCAAAUCAUUGUUCACAAAAUGAUGCUUCAAAUAAUAAUAAUAAUAAUAAUAAUAAUAAUAAUAAUAAUAAUAAUACCAUGUAUACCAAUUCACAUUCAGUGAAUAUACUCGAUGUAUAUAAUAAGAAUCAAUGUGAUCUUUGUCGAAAUGGUUCUUCUCAAGUUGAUAAUCCGAUUAGUAAUAAUCAGAACUCUACUUGUCAUCAUCACGCAUUAUUUGAAAUAAACAAUUCAGAAAAUUCAAAUUCUGCUAAACGUUCAAGAGCUUUGAAUGGCUCUCUUAUAUCCUUAGAAGAUAAUAAUGAUGGUCUGAGCAAGGUAGUUACAGACCAAUUUGUACAACAACAAGUGAUUGGUAAAUGUUCACCUUAUGUUACCAAAAGAAAAAGACAACAAACAUUGAAUAAUCUAGAUCUCCAUUUACCGAUAAUUGAGGUAACACCAGUCAAAAUUACAAAAACAGUAAAUAUUUUAUCAUCUGCUAUAAAUUCAAAUAAUUGGUGUAAUGACCACUUAUCGUCACCUAAUAUCGAUUCAACUAAUAAUUGUGUAUCAUCUCUGAGUUCAUUUGAUCUACUAAACAGUCCUGUUACUAAUUCUUUAAGUAUUUUACAAGUUGAAUCACCUAAAUUGAAAAUAAUGAAUAGAAAAUCGGACUUGAAAAAUUUACCAAAUAUUAAGAUUAAUACUCCAUCGAUACUUAGUGUACCACUUAUGGAUUGUUUAAUUUAUAAUGAGAAUUAUCAAGAUCCAAUAUCGAUUGAUCCUUUCACAAUAUCAUCUGAUGAUUGUCUGAUUGAUAAUCAGGUGAAUAGGAAGUUGGCCCAAUGUACAUGUUGUAAUAAAUUGCAUAUGCAGCGUUUAGAAGAAGGUCGAUAUAAGCUAGGUUCACGUAUUUAUUACUUACGCAGAUUUCGUAAUCACGUCAUGGUUCGAGUUGGCGGGGGUUGGCUAACAUUAGAUGAGUUCUUGCAUCGUCAUGAUCCGUGUAGACGAGGAGUUCACUCAUUUAAUAUGGAACCGGCAGUUGUAACUAAUGAUAUCCCUCACAUCAAGUCAUGUCUUAAUGUCCCUAAACCAAUUCGUCGACAUUCCGAAUUUGAAUCUCCACCUAUUUCACAGAUCAAUUCCAUGAGUAAUUUCAGCAGGCAGUGGUCUUGUGGUAGUAACAGUAGUAUGGAAAGUCCGAGAAGUGAUUCCAGUAUGAUUGACACUGGAAUAGUUAGCGAGAUUUCCAGUGGAGGAAGCAUUUCUCAAGCAUCUUCUUCAUUAAACUCCAUUAAACAAAAACAAGAAAGACCAAAAACAACCGCUCGCCUUACCAUACCAAAGGCUCCAAAUCUUAGGACGGCUUCACGGUCUCGUGAUACGUCUAAGAAAAAUUUAGAUUCUGGGAAGAAAAUUUCAGAUAUUGCUACUGCUGUUACACAUUCUCGUGCCUCUUCGGCAAAGCGGACAAAUGUUCCAGUAAAUAAUACAACAAAUUUUCGAACACCAUCCCAGCCCCGUAAUCUUUCAUCAAAACGUGAAGACUCUGUAUCAAGAGCUUCAAAUAUCCGAAAAGUUUCAAAAUCACGUGAAUCCUCCGCUAAACGUGAAGAAUCCACACUGACAAAUUGUCGCGCGGAUUCUACAACUCGUCGGACUCUUUGGAGAAAUUAAUUCCUACAUUUUCUUUCUCUUUUUAAAAAAACUCAUUUGGUUGAUUUUAUUUGAUUAUUUAUUUUACCACCAGUUAUAAAAUUCCAUUUAACUGCUUUUUUGGUUAAGAUUCCUUUACAGAUAAUCUGUCAUACUUUGUGCAGAAUACAACUUCACGAAAUAGGUCCACUUGUUUUUGCUUUCGUCAUUAACAUUAUUUUACUAUGUUUUCUGGAAUCUUUGUACAUACGGAAUUUCUUAAAAUACUAACUCACAUUAUAUAACCUUGUAAUAUCUUUGAAGAAUAAUAAAGUAUAAUAUUUAUUAGUAUUGAAGUAAGAUAAAAAAAGGAGAAUUCUGGUCUUUUUGUUAUGUCAUCUAGUAAUUCGAUUUUUCUAAACCGUUGUUUUAUUGGACGAACUUUAUUGUAGUUAUAGAGACAGAAUAAUUCAGUAUUAUUGUGUUCAUGUUUUACAGUUGUUAUGAGAUAAUGGGGGAAUAUUUGUAGACCAAGAUGAGAAUGUUGGAGAUGUAGUUUCCCUUGAGAUUAGAGAACUCAAUACUAAAACAAAUUAUUAUUAAAUCAUUAUUGAACUCAGUUCUCUAAAUAUAUCCUUUAGAAUUUUUGUGUGGUAUUAUUAUUCUAUUUUCUUGAAGAGAAACAGUCAUAAAAUGCAUAAAGCUUGAAUAUGACCCAAGACUACGUGAAUACUUUGUACUUGAAAAGUGCAAAAGAUAUUUUGUACAAGUUAGUGCUUUUAUCAAACUUAUCCGUCUUCGAUUUAUUGGUAACUGAUGAAAUGUAUAUGGUGUGUAAGAAGGUGUAGUUUUAUUCAUGCAUACUAAAGUUGUACAAUUACAACAAUCGCAUCAAAACUAUCUUUUAUAUUUCCGGAUUUCAGUUUGAUAGAAUACAGUCACCUAUUCACCAGUAGAUCAUAUGGAUUGAUAUUUCAUUAUCUGAGAUUAUUGUGCAAAAGUAUCUAAAUUAUACAUAAUUAAUUUCAAUUAGUGAAUAUAUUGUGUACAUAGAUUGCGAAUAUCGAACCUCUUGAUUGUUGAUUCUUAAAUAUCUGAUUUACCAAGGAAUUUAACAUUUCAAAC